AUGCAAAACUCCACCGCAACAGGCCACGACUUCCAGGACGAAGAGGAAGGCCGUCACCCUGGCGAUCUCUCAGAGUCCCACACCGCCACCCAACCCAGGUCCUCUCGCAAGGAAGAAAGGGAUGGCAUUGCCAAGCAGGAGGAUCGAUUUGUGUUUGUAUUUCGGGUCUUGGUCAUGGCCGUCUUGGUUCUCUCUGCCAUUGCUGUCUCUGUGGGGGUGUACUUCUAUGUGACCAACCAGGAAAAGGCUGCCUUUGAAACCAAGUUUGACUCAGAUGCCAGCAAAAUUUUGGAAUCGAUUGGCACAACCUUUGAGCAGACCCUGGGAUCUACCGAUGCCUUCAUUACCCAACUCAUCGCUUAUGCCCACUACUCCGACUCCACAUGGCCCUUCAUUACAAUGCCAGCCUUUGCCAUUCACGCUACCAAGCUCCUCAAGCUCUCAAAGGCCUUCUACUUUUCUGUGUACCCAUUUGUGGAGCCUUCGCAGCAUGACGAAUGGAUUGACUAUACCAAUGCAACCAAUGGGUGGAUCCAUGAGAGUCUUGACAUUCAGGCCAAUGACGAAGACUGGUGGGGUCCCAAGGAGCAAGACUUCAGUCAUAGGCAUGAGAUCUUUGCCACUGGGGGCAAGGCAAGAGAUGGGCCCUUCGCCUACAUGAACAACUUCCUUCCAAGCUGGCAAGUUCAUCCAAUGGUUCCUAGCGCUGGUUGGGGUUUCCCUUACAACUAUGACAUCUGGCAGAUUGACUCUCUCGCUCACGCUAUUCUGUAUGCAGACAAGAACAAACGAGUUGUGGUUUCCCCUCAAGUUAAUGCCAUCUAUGACCCCACAAGUGAAGAAUCCAUUGCCGGAGCAGAGAGUCAGUCCAAUUGGGCUUCAUCAUUCACACAUCCAGACAUUGAUAACUCUGAGCCAUUCAGUGUCAUCACAUUCCCCAUCUAUGAUAGCCUUGAGAGUGUGAAGCUCGACCUCAGCAAGAACCACACCUUUGUUGGAGUUGUCACCUUUUCGCUGUAUUGGAGAGAACUCAUCCAGAAGAUCUUACCAGAAGGUUCUAAUGGAGCCAUUGUAGUCUUUGAAGACCCCUGUGCACCUGCCUUUACGUACCGUCUGGAUGGCCCAGAGGCUACCUUCCUUGGAGCAGGGGACUUGCAUGAUCCGGUUUACGAUGACAUGAAGCACUCUGCAAGGCUUCCAGACAUUGCCAAUGUUCAUGGAGGCAAGGAGGGAUCCUACUCUACAUACACAGGUCUUCCCAUUGCAGAGGACUUCUGCACCAGGACAAUCAGUGUCUACCCAUCCCAAGCCAUGAAAGAAGAUCACACCACUGGGGACCCAGUCCUCUUCACAGUUGCUGCUGCCUUCAUUUUCCUAUUCACUUCCAUGAUCUUCAUCAUCUACGACUUCUGGGUUAACAGAAGGCAGCGUAUUGUCAUGCAGCAGGCCCUGGCAUCCGGGUCAAUUGUUUCAUCCCUCUUCCCCAAGAAUGUCAGGCAGCAGCUCUACAAGGAGGAAAAGGACAAGAAGGAGAAAGAGAAGGCAGCGAAGGACUUCCUCUUUGUUGCCAGAAGCAGUACUGGUACAAUGGGGAGCACUAAUGAAUACAGUGAUCUGACUUCUUCCCGGCCUAUUGCGGACCAUUUUCAAGAUACAACCAUUCUAUUUGCAGACUUGAGGGGCUUCACUGCAUGGUCUGCAAAACGUGAACCUGUGGAGGUGUUUGAGCUUUUGGAAGCUGUAUAUGGCCGGUUUGAUCAGAUUGCCUUGCGAAGGAGGGUGUUCAAGGUUGAAACUAUCGGUGACUGUUAUGUGGCUGUCACAGGAAUCCCCACUCCACAGAAGCGUCAUGCAGCCAUCAUGGCCCGGUUCGCUAGUGAAUGUCUGACUGCUCUUCAUCAGGUAACUCACAGUUUGGCUGAAAAGCUUGGUGAAGACACAAAGAAGCUUGCCAUGAGAGUUGGCCUCCACAGUGGGUCUGUCACAGCUGGUGUGCUUCGGGGCGAAAAAGGGUGUUUCCAGCUGUUUGGAGACACCGUCAAUACUGCUGCGAGAAUGGAGCAAAAUGGCAGCCCAGACAGGAUUCAUGUCUCCCAAGAGUGCGCCAAUGCACUCCGACUGGAUGGCAAAGGCAAGUGGGUGGUUCCACGAGAAGACAAGAUUGAAGCCAAGGGCCUUGGACAACUUGAUACUUACUGGGUAGUAACGAGCAUUGGUGGUUUGGAAACCAUGUCCCAUGGAACUAGUUUUUCAUCCGAAAGUCCAGUCGACCUUCGGACUUCAAAGCAGAGCCCUGACUUGGCUAUCACCGAGGAUGCAAACCAAGAUCUGGCGGAGACUGCGGAUGUCACAGUUUGA
This is a messenger RNA of Seminavis robusta, 2358 nucleotides long. Lineage: Eukaryota; Bacillariophyta; Bacillariophyceae; Naviculales; Naviculaceae. The record is from the annotation of a GenBank genome assembly.